This is a messenger RNA of Ipomoea triloba (trilobed morning glory), 1163 nucleotides long. RefSeq names its product protein ORANGE-LIKE, chloroplastic. The transcript has 8 exons. Gene Ontology annotation, cellular component: chloroplast membrane. The record is from RefSeq and is a predicted model, not a curated record. The coding region runs from base 67 to 987 and encodes 306 amino acids. NCBI's taxonomy places the organism in Eukaryota, Viridiplantae, Streptophyta, Magnoliopsida, Solanales, Convolvulaceae.
UUCUCCCACCACCAUCCCUCUUUAACUAACUGGGAUGGGCAGAAGAGGAUAGGGAGACUGGGAGAGAUGAGUUCUAUCGCCAUCAGCUUUCACCUUUCAUUGCCCCGAACUUCAAAGCUCCAUUCUUGCCGAACUCCCCUUCCCUUCCCAUCUUCCAGUGGAACAAACCCAAAACGCAUAUCUCUAUGGGUUUGUUCUUCUUCAAAGCCCGCCCCCAAUUCUAACCCCUCAGCAGACAGUAAUCCCAGUAAUUUCUGCAUUAUUGAAGGGCCAGAGACUGUUCAGGAUUUUGUUCAGAUGCAGAUGCAGGAAAUCCAAGAUAAUAUUAGGAGUAGGCGCAAUAAGAUAUUUCUCCUAAUGGAAGAGGUGAGGAGACUAAGAAUACAGCAGCGCUUAAAGGGCUUGAAAGUUGAUGAGACUGGUGAAGAAGAAAAUGAGAUGCCAGAUAUCCCAUCUUCAAUUCCUUUUCUUCCCAACAUGACGCCAAAGACAUUGAAGCAGCUUUACCUUACAAGCUUUUCGUUCAUAUCUGGAAUUAUUGUAUUUGGAGGGUUACUAGCACCAAUUCUUGAGCUGAAAUUAGGUUUAGGUGGGACCUCUUAUGAAGAUUUCAUACGCAACUUGCAUUUGCCUAUGCAACUAAGUCAGGUCGACCCCAUAGUGGCCUCGUUUUCAGGUGGGGCCGUCGGAGUUAUUUCAUGUUUGAUGCUAAUUGAAGCAAACAAUGUUGUGCAACAAGAGAAGAAAAGGUGCAAAUAUUGCCAUGGAAGUGGAUACUUGGCAUGUGCACGUUGUUCUGCAAGUGGUAAAUGCUUGUACAUUGAGCCCAUCUCAGUAAACAGUGCUUCUAACAAGCCAUUACGUGCUCCAACACUUCAAAGAUGUCUUAAUUGCUCUGGGGCAGGAAAGGUGAUGUGCCCGACGUGCCUUUGCACUGGGAUGGUGAUGGCAAGCGAGCAUGAUCCUCGAAUAAAUCCAUUUGAUUAGGAAAUAGAGAAUCGUUUUGUGUUAUAUACUUGUAUCUUAAUUUAUUUCAAGCAAAUUACUACUUUAAAGCUGAAUUGUACCUUCAAAAUUGGAUUAUACUACCUGGGUAUUGUAAACUAAAAACUUCACUCUGGAUGCCCUUUUAUCGUAAGUAUAUAAGCUUCCGUAAUGGUUGG